AUGAAUCAAGACUAUGAGAUCUCCUUGGAUCAAAUCAAUGCCAUUGUGGGGGCCCCAACGGAAAACACAUUUGGCCCCACUGAUCCAAUCCAAGGAUACUAUGACAUGACUUGGUGGACCCAGCUCACCCAAUUACAUCCAUAUGUCUCUAGCGCUGCUAAAGCCUCAUCACUUAUCCAUCCUGUGAUUAAGGUAGCUCACAGAAUCAUUGCUUCGCUCGUCGCCCCUAGAGAGGAGCGAAGCACCAUUAGCGCGCUGGAACUUAAAAUCCUUUAUGCAAUGACCCAUCCCGAGAAUAACCUCAUUCCUCAUUAUGGUCGCAUGCUCGCCAAGAGCGCCCACAUCCGAGCCCCAUACCCCGGUCCCCACCAGCCACUGCCGGGUGAGCCUUAUCUCACCACCACUGUCCUUGAGUCCAUGCGACUCUUCCGCUCGGCAGGCGAUGGUACACACCAUUGGACCGUGGGUCAAAAUCAUGAUCCCAAGCUCCUCAUCACACCAGAAAAUAAAGGCAUUCUUGAUUUCCGAAAUCCCAUUCAUAUGACUGAUUGGCAAAUCAUUCCAUACAUCUUCCCCCACUCUUAUUCCACCGAGGUCGAUGAGCAAAGCGAGAAAACGAGGAAGAUGGUGAUGAUGAUGAAGAAGAGGAGGAGCCUCACCAUGCUUCUCCCACCGGUGGUGGCAGCUCAUCCCAUUUUGCUGCACCCCCGCCUUAUCAUCAACAAUAUAUGGACGAAUUCCAAUCAAUCCAUACCCGCCUCGACACCUAUCAGCAGGAUAUUACCAGCCUGA
Messenger RNA from Lactuca saligna, 792 nucleotides. The record is from the annotation of a GenBank genome assembly. Lineage: Eukaryota; Viridiplantae; Streptophyta; Magnoliopsida; Asterales; Asteraceae.